This is a messenger RNA of Aspergillus ruber CBS 135680, 1666 nucleotides long. RefSeq names its product Zn(II)2Cys6 transcription factor. The record is from RefSeq and is a predicted model, not a curated record. Gene Ontology annotation, molecular function: transcription cis-regulatory region binding; zinc ion binding; DNA-binding transcription factor activity, RNA polymerase II-specific. Bases 28 to 1356 code for a protein of 442 amino acids. The transcript is spliced from 6 exons. Gene Ontology annotation, cellular component: nucleus. Gene Ontology annotation, biological process: positive regulation of transcription by RNA polymerase II. Lineage: Eukaryota; Fungi; Ascomycota; Eurotiomycetes; Eurotiales; Aspergillaceae.
GCAAAAACGCACUUCCAUUCAUUGGUAAUGCCGCGACCUUUACUUGAAAACCGCUGCCAGCCAUGCAGACAGCGAAAGGUUAAAUGCGAUGGACAUCGUCCAGCAUGCCUUCGCUGCGGGCGAUGGUCUAGGGAUUGCCAAUGGAGGCACACUAAUGGCUACAGUGAAGCUUCAAGGCUGUCUGUAGCAGACACCGCUAGCCGUGAGGCUCAAACCUAUGAGACUCAAACGAACAUCCAAGAUCCCGGGAAAUAUAUAUCCACUACGGAUCCGGAACAAGCACUUCAAAAUCCUCGAGUCGCAUGUAUCUUUCGACAUUACAUUGAAAAUCUAGCUAGCUGGUAUGACUUGAACGACAGGAAGCGGCAUUUUGAAGACAUGGUUCCAGUCCGUGCCAGACAGAAUUCUCUUUUAUUGAGCGCCAUCCUGGCAUUUUCUGCUGCGAGUCAGAGCUCCAAUCAUUCCAAUGAUUCCUUAUCGGAAGUGGCGGAUGCGUACCACUUGGAAAGUGUCCAAGCAUUACUGUCUCUUACUGAAAAUAUAAACGAGUUCAGAACCGGGGAAACACUUGCUGCGAUUUGCAUUCUCCGGUCAUAUGAAAUCAUAUCCCAGAAUGUCAGUGCUCAGAAUCACCUCAGAGGCUCAUACUCGUUAAUAGCAAGUGGUCCGAAUGAUCUAGAGCCAGGCUUGAUGAGAGCUGGUUUUUGGAACUAUCUCCGAGAAGACAUAACCGUUGCUCUCAUGGAAAAGCGCAAUUUGAUGAUAGAACUGAAAGAUCAACAGCCGCCGUUACUCGACGGUGAGAAUGAUCCUGCCAACUACAUAUCAUACAUAUUAGGCAGAGUCAUCAACCGUUGUCUGCACAAAGAUGGCGAAGCUCUGGAUAAACGCGAAUGGGAUUCAUUGAAGGAGGACCUUAAUAGUUGGAAGGCCUCGCUUCCCUCGUCUUUCGGGCCUAUCAUCACCCCAGGACUUCGCGGAGGAAGCCGGUUCCCGUCUGCAUGGAACACAUCAAAGUGGCAUACCGCUAGCUUACAGUACUACCACACUGCGAUGUCAAUCCUUUGUCUUGCAGAGCCAGUUCCUUACGUGAUGAACACAUUGCAACAUAUUGAAAGGAUGAAGUCAAUCGAAGCCAAGCUGGAAUACCACGCUAUCCAUGUAUGCGCGUUGGCAAUAUCCAGCAACUCAGCGCCUGUAUGGGUCAACUCUUUUGGGCCAAUAUCUUUCUGCGGGUCUUGGCUCCGACAGCCUGAAAUGCUCGUAGAGCUUACCACUGAGUUGAAAAAAUGGGGAGGGAAGACCGGAUGGCCUGUUUCCAGUGUUUUGAAUUCACUAACGAAAACAUCCGGUUGAUGAUAUGAUUGUGAAACAAAUAUUGCCAAUCCGAUGCAUUAAGAAAUAAUCCCAGGAAAAGAUCUGUAGUUAGCCUUUCCAUUAUCACACCCGUGAACCAAUAGCCAGCCACUAACUGCAAAAAGUACUCGAUAAACCGCAUAGGACUGUUGCGCAACGCUCGGGUAUCACCCACCACUUGGUGUCCUAUCGUAUGAUGCUUCUCGGUAGGAACUUCCGGCGUAUUACUCGGGUAAUUUUAUUCAGAAUGAUUCUCACCGUUCGUGAGGCCUGUCAAGCGACGGUCAAAACCAGAUCAGAAUGGCAUCAG